This is a messenger RNA of Daucus carota subsp. sativus, 573 nucleotides long. Its product is annotated as putative pentatricopeptide repeat-containing protein At1g56570. The record is from RefSeq and is a predicted model, not a curated record. Lineage: Eukaryota; Viridiplantae; Streptophyta; Magnoliopsida; Apiales; Apiaceae. Gene Ontology annotation, biological process: RNA modification. Gene Ontology annotation, cellular component: intracellular membrane-bounded organelle. Gene Ontology annotation, molecular function: RNA binding; protein binding. The transcript has 2 exons. The coding region runs from base 1 to 573 and encodes 190 amino acids.
AUGUUGAGGGAAUGUGGUGAUCCCCCAAAUGCGUUUACAUUGUAUAGCAUGUUGAAGGUUUGCAAGGGGAUGGAUUCACUUUCUUGUGGGGCUUUGGUUCAUGGGUUGGCUCUUAAACAUGGUUUAGAUGGUUGUUCUUAUGUUGAUAAUUGUUUGCUGGAUAUGUAUGCUACUUGUGGCGGUAAUAUAGAUGCUGCAUGCACAGUUUUUCAAGAUAUGGAGUUUAAGAUCCCUGUGGCGUGGACUAUUUUGAUCACUGGGUACACUCACCGCGGUGAUGGUCAUGGAGAUUGGAGCUCUACAAGUUUUUUGACAAAUGUGGAUGGUAGGUGUAAUUUGUUUUCUGAAGCACGUCUAUGUUUUUAUGGAAUGAUUCAGAGAGACUUAGUUACUUGGAAUAUUUUUAUUGCUGGAUAUGAAAUGUUGCAUCCAAAUGAGUCCCUGUACAUAUUCUCACAGAUGGGAUUAGAGGGGUAUCGUCCCAACAGCUUCACAUAUUCAAGCAUUAUAGUGGCAUGUGCUAAUUUAGCAGUUUUGGGUUGUAUACAGCAAGUUCAUGGAGGGAUCUUCUAA